Messenger RNA from Ectocarpus siliculosus, 1473 nucleotides. The record is from the annotation of a GenBank genome assembly. Lineage: Eukaryota; Phaeophyceae; Ectocarpales; Ectocarpaceae.
UGUGUGUGCAUAUCACAGCUAGCACACCGUCCAGACGCACACUUGGUCGCGUAUUCGACAAUCGACACCGCGCUAACCGGCCAGACCAAGGCAACUCGGCGCGCUGAACACGACCCUGUGAAAGCAUGAUCCAAAGAGUAGCCCGAGCUGCCGCAACACGCGGGUGGGCGGCGGCCGCAACGACGUCAGUGGGAGCCAGCAGCGGCAGCAGCCGGCGCGCGUUCUCGGACAACGUGACGUACUCUGGGGGCCAAGCGGGCGUGCAGGGGGGCUUCUACGGGGCAGGCGGGGCUCGCUCCCAGGCUUCUCCUCAGGCGCACCACAGGCCAGAGGCCAUCGCCGCCGUCGACGACAUCCGGCGCCUUCGUGAGGCCAUGCAGCACGUGAGCGAGAUGGAGAUCGAGCUCGGCCGCCUGGGAGACAAGGUGUCGGGCAGGUCCAUCGAGCUCAAGAGCGCUAUCAAGAAGCGGCUGUCGUCGCCCACCAUGCUUGAGUUGCUGACCCGGCUAAAAAUCAAGGAUCAACCAGUUUGGGGGCUGACACAGGAGGAACGUGAGCUCGUCAAGGUUGCCCGCGAAAAAGUCAACAGCUGUUGAUGUGUUUUUACACAAAGUCAACGGCUGUUGGAUCUUUUUUCUGCACGGGAAGGGACGCGCCCGCUGUCGCUAUUAAUAGUGUCGUGUUGUCUGCGGGUCAAGCAAGGUUUAUAUUGGAGCUACGCGCCGCGGUCAUCGUAAGCUGUCCUCACUGGUAGCUUACGUACGUACCAGGAGUCCUUUGCCUGGAAUAUUCAGGCCACGGGAGGGGGUCGGGUGAUGAACAACGUGGCAUGGUCUUGAUCGACCGGAGAUAUUGGAGACAGUAGAGAUUGUUGGGACACGAGGCUUAAUCUGCGUCGUAGCGCAAGGCACGUUUGCGUGUAUAAUGCCUGCCUGGUCUCUUCGAGAGACGGUGUGAGCGUGUUUAGCCUCCGUUGCGGUAGGUAGGUCUGUUGAUGAUGGUACAUGGCGGCAGCACUCGCGAUCACCGUCCGGCCACUACAACCUUGGAAGAGGGAAACAGCGAGGGGCUGUAAAGGAAAUAAGGACAACAGAUGGAGGAGAAAGAAAAGUUUAGGCGGGGCGUUGGGUUUCUACGUAGCCGCCUGCGCCCGCCCCGUUGAAGGGCUGGGACACCCGCCUGUCGCGUGGCAAUUUACUUGCAUGGGGUAUAAUCUCCUACUAUAGGACGUGGUAAUGUAUGUGUUUGCGCUCUCUUUGGAUUCUCUCUCUCUCUGUAUGUAUUUUAAUUCAUCAACAGAACACGGCACCGCAUGAGGCGCUCUUGGUGUCAAAGCCUCCUUAACUCCUCUUUGAGGAAGGAAGAGGAGCAAGCAAGCAGGAACAUUCGUGUACGUUAUAUGCUAUUUAGCAAGGGUCGGGUUUAAGUUCUUCUGUGUUUCCACGAUCAAAUUUGAGCCGUAGUACUGCUGUA